AUGCAGUCGAUCUCACCUUUUUAUUCGCUUACACCAGAGGUGAAAUACUCUCCACCAUGGCAGGACUUGAGCAUCAUCGGCAUCGCGGGCAGCUCUGGCUCCGGCAAGACUUCGGUGGCAAUGGAGAUCGUCAAGUCACUAAAUCUACCUUGGGUGGUGAUUCUAGUAAUGGAUUCCUUUUACAAGACUUUAUCUCCAGAUGAGCAUCGCAAGGCGCACGCAAACGCAUAUGAUUUCGAUUGUCCAGAUUCGAUUGACUUUGAUCUUCUGGUCGAAACUUUAAGAGACCUGAAGAAAGGAAAGAAGGCUCAGAUCCCAAUCUAUUCAUUUGCGGAGCACCAGCGUCAAUCUCAGACCAGCACUCUUUAUUCCCCACGGGUGUUGAUUCUGGAAGGUAUUCUCGCGCUGCAUGACCCCAGGAUCGCAGAAUUGCUAGAUGUCAAGAUUUUUGUAGAGGCUGACAUGGAUGUUUGUUUGGGCCGCCGAGUGCUUCGAGACGUGAAAGAAAGAGGCCGCGAUAUUGAAGGCAUCAUCAAACAGUGGUUUGCCUUUGUCAAGCCAUCCUACACUCGAUUUGUCGAGCCCCAGAGAGGAAUAUCCGAUAUCAUCAUUCCUCGCGGAAUUGAGAACACUACGGCUAUUGACAUGGUUGUCAAGCAUAUUCAGCGCAAGCUUCAAGAGAAAUCCGAGAAGCAUACCGAGGAACUUCACAAGCUUGGUCUCAUUGCGGCCAAGGUGGAGUUGCCUCCGAAUGUCCACGUGUUGCCUUCAACCCCUCAGAUGAUAGGCAUGAACACCAUUCUUCAAAGCCCUGAAACGGAGGAGGUAGACUUUGUAUUUUAUUUCGAUCGAUUAGCCUCGAUCUUAAUUGAACGAGCAUUGGACAUGACUCGAUAUGUCCCUACAGCCGUGGAAACAACUCAAGGAAACAAGUAUCUUGGUCUCAACCCACAGGGUAUUGUAUCCGCUGUUGCAAUUUUACGCGGCGGUUCUUGCUUGGAGACUGCCUUGAAACGAUGCAUCCCUGACUGUAUUACCGGCCGGGUAUUGAUUCAGACGAAUGAUACUAGCCAAGAGCCCGAGUUACACUAUUUGAAGCUCCCGCUCCAGCUCGAGGAGCAUAGCAGCGUCCUCCUAUUAGAUCCACAAAUGUCCAGUGGCGGAGCUGCCCUGAUGGCUGUGCGUGUCCUGCUUGACCAUGGCGUUCAAGAGGAUAAGAUCGUCUUUGUAACCUGUGCAGCCGGAGAAAGAGGCCUUAAACGUCUCACUGCAGUUUUCCCCAGGAUUAAUGUCAUUGUCGGUCGGAUUGAGGAGGAGGGCGAGCCACGAUGGAUGGAGAAGCGCUAUUUUGGAUGUUAA
Messenger RNA from Penicillium angulare, 1359 nucleotides. RefSeq names its product uridine kinase family protein. The record is from RefSeq and is a predicted model, not a curated record. NCBI's taxonomy places the organism in Eukaryota, Fungi, Ascomycota, Eurotiomycetes, Eurotiales, Aspergillaceae. Gene Ontology annotation, molecular function: ATP binding; kinase activity. Gene Ontology annotation, cellular component: cytoplasm. The coding region runs from base 1 to 1359 and encodes 452 amino acids. The transcript is spliced from 8 exons.